Messenger RNA from Lytechinus variegatus (green sea urchin), 2593 nucleotides. RefSeq names its product muscarinic acetylcholine receptor M5-like. The record is from RefSeq and is a predicted model, not a curated record. The transcript has 2 exons. Bases 269 to 1804 code for a protein of 511 amino acids. Gene Ontology annotation, cellular component: dendrite; synapse; membrane. Gene Ontology annotation, molecular function: G protein-coupled acetylcholine receptor activity; G protein-coupled serotonin receptor activity. Lineage: Eukaryota; Metazoa; Echinodermata; Echinoidea; Temnopleuroida; Toxopneustidae. Gene Ontology annotation, biological process: G protein-coupled receptor signaling pathway, coupled to cyclic nucleotide second messenger; chemical synaptic transmission; adenylate cyclase-inhibiting G protein-coupled acetylcholine receptor signaling pathway.
AAGCAUACAUAACGAUUGGCUAUCUGAUAUGAUUGCUGAGGAAAAAGAUAUAACAAAAAUAAAAGUAUUCCCUUUAGGAAAAUGACAUCACGUCAUUACGUCAUGGAGAGGAAAGACGAUCGGAUAAAAUUGUUGCCUGCCUUGCCAGUCUGCGAUGUCCGGACUCACAAUCAUUACUUUCCCGAAGACCGGCAAAGAAAGAGUGUCUCGUUAAAUUGUUAAAUCUCGUUAAACUCCUCAAAUUGUUUUCAGAGUGAAACUGCAUUUCAUGAUGGAUUUAACCACCACCGUUUUUGUAACGGAAGAUGCACUUCAUACCACUCAGUACGAUUUUGAUGUCGACAAUAUAACAUACCUCACUCAAGAUUUCUACUUAACAUCACCAUCAUUGACUACAACAAACAAACCAAUUGAAGAUGAAUACGGAGGUCCCACUAGACUUGAUGUGAUUCUUGGUGUCGCAAUGGUGUUCUUGAUCAUUCCUACUGUCACUGGGAAUGCCCUCAUACUCAUAGCAUUUUGGAAGACUCGUCGUCUUCGCACGUACUUCAAUUAUUUCAUUUGUAGCAUGGCGUUUUCUGAUCUUACAAUUGGCGCCAUCAACAUGCCCAUAUACUCUAUUGAGUUUUUCCGUGGUCGGUGGCCGUUUGGUCCCAUGGCUUGUCUUAUUUUCUCCAUCAUCGAUCAUGUUUUUGUCCACGUUUCCGUGCUAUCAGUGGUGGUCAUUGCCAUCGAUCGUUACAAAUCUUUAGCUGAUCCCUUAACACAUCUCAGGAGAAAGUCUCCUUGUCGUGCUAUUAUAGUGAUACUCACAACUUAUCUGAUUCCAAUUGUCUUGUGGACUUGGUUUGUUCUCUUUCGGAAGCAAGGCAGAAACGAAAACUGUUACACAGGAAAGCGUGGAGAAUUUCCGUUUAAUUUCGUCACACCCUUUUUUCUCUACCUGAUUCCUCUUGUGAUUUUAGCCUCCUAUUGCAUCGCCAUCUAUAAAAUUAUUAGGAGUCGAAAUUCUAACCGGAUGUCGGAUAAAAUGAGCACUAGUCGGCUUUCACUCACAGAUUUGGGUCGACCUCGAGAAAAUGAGACCAAACUUAGCAUUCUGUCUUCUAUGGAUGUUAGCGGUUCCGUUGAAAGAGGGACUCUUAAUCCAGUUUGCUCGACAGAAGAUAUUGAUCCAGUUCAGAUUGAGAGCCAUCCAGGAUGCAAGCCGGAUCUCAACGAUGCACCUAAAAUCGGUCAGUUGAAUAGUGAAUCAACUGAAAAUAUGGACUCUGCAAAUCGAAAGGAUCUUAGCGUUUGCUCAUUUGGCAGUGAAAAUGAAACCGUUUUUACAAGAGAAUCACUCGCAAUAUCCGACGAAUUCAUUGAACAAGGACAUUCGUCACAUGGGCGGAAUGAUAAAGAAGAUGCAGAUUGCGAUGUCGAUACGCCCACUACACAAUCACAAACUUAUUCAGCCUCGGAACAAAGAGUUUACACUGCUCAAAACAAAAUGCAGUUAAAAGAGCCAGCUAGUGAUGGGAGAGCUGCAUCAACAGAAGGCCUCUCGAUGUCAAAGCCGUCUGAAGAAAACCGAAAAGCCGUUCGUACUUUAUCAUUCAUCGUGCUAGCUCUGGUUGUAUCAUGGUCACCAUGGGUAAUCUUUGUAUUCAUAGAAAAUAUCUGUGGAAAGAACUGCAACGUGGAAAGUGUGUACCACGUGAGUUUCUUCUGGGUAUACGUAAACAGUCUUUUGAACCCUUUCUGCUAUGCCGCAGCUAAUCGCACAUACCGACGUGUCAUUAGAGAAUUCUUCAGAAGGUAGGCGUCACCAGAGAUGUCACCAUCAACAUUUUCACUGCCAAUCUGUAAACUCGACUUGGUCAAGAUCUACCUAUUAUGGGGGCUUCGAUGCCUCCGUCCAUGUACCUCGACAAAGGUCAAUUUUCCAUGAUCGGCAGCGAUUUGUCUACCUUCAUCAUUAUCCUGGUCAGAGUCACAAGGAGGGCACGUAACAUGUUUCAGUAGGGAAUCAGAGUGUUGUCGACCAACCAACUCGAGAAAGACUGAUCCCAACUACAUCCUUUACUUAAACAUAAGAAAUGUGAAUGGGCCUGAAGACAAGUUGGCAGUUAAGUAUUGAAAACCAAACCCUAAUAUAAUAUAACAUUGAUGCUAUAUUUUAAAUUUAAGUGAGGUAUAUUCAAGCCUGCUAGUUGUCUGCUAUACAUUUGAAGGGUAAAUAUAAAAGUCAUCUUUACAUUGUUUUAUUUAUUUCCCUCACGAACUUCCCCGAAACUAAUUCUUCAUUCUGGCUAAUUCGAAUCGAUCACUUUUGACCCUACAUGCAUUAGGGCUUUGCAUUCAACAAUAAUCAAAUACACCCCCCCAAAAAAAUAGAAAUAAAGGGGGAUGCGCUAUUUAAUGUUGAUGAAUAGUGUGAUACUAGUAUUUAUAUAAAAAUAAACAUUUAUACGUGCAGUGGUGCUUAAAAGAUGGUACCAGAAAAUGUGAAUAUUCAAAGUGUUCAAGUUCUACUAUGUUUUAGAUAUUUUUAUUGUAAAGUCAGACGAUGAAAUAUUACAUUCAAUAAAGCUUGUUUCUGUGGGCUCAC